Xyrauchen texanus (razorback sucker) is the source of this 5612-nucleotide messenger RNA. Its product is annotated as pleckstrin homology-like domain family B member 1. Lineage: Eukaryota; Metazoa; Chordata; Actinopteri; Cypriniformes; Catostomidae. The coding region runs from base 234 to 4292 and encodes 1352 amino acids. Gene Ontology annotation, molecular function: protein binding. The record is from RefSeq and is a predicted model, not a curated record. Gene Ontology annotation, biological process: regulation of microtubule cytoskeleton organization. The transcript has 23 exons. Gene Ontology annotation, cellular component: basal cortex.
UUCUGUCCUUCAGUACUUCAGAGCAUUCACUAAGAGACAUGAGUGAAGAGCAGAGACAAACAAACAGAGAGAGCUGGACUAUAGACGGUCAGCUAAAAGCUAGAAGCCAUAAACUCCGGACAUAGCACAGAAACUCUCAGUAAACAGGGCUAUAAAGCUACAAAGUGAGUCAUUCUUGGGUUAAGAUGAUGGAAUUGAAUUAGUGUCAUGAAGUGAUUAAUAACUCCAUAGACAUGGACAGGCUGAAUCACAAUGUUCCAGAACAUGGCCGCCAGACUCAUCAGGUGCUACAGAGCACACCACUGGACCUGAUUGAAACAGGCAAGACUCUCAAAGUCCAGGCAGAACUACCCCAUCUUGUCAGCUUGGGAAGUGGUCGUCUGAGUACAGCUAUAACUCUACUGCCCUUGCCGGAGGGGAAGACUACACUCGGACAUAGGAACACAGACAUUACUAUUCAGGGUCCCGGUAUCACUGCUCAACACUGCUACAUUGAAAAUGCAGGGGGAACCAUCACACUAUACCCCUGUGGAAAUCAGUGCUCAAUGGAUAGCCUAGCAGUUACCAAGCCUUCUAGACUCACACAAGGGUGUAUGCUGUGUUUUGGUCAGUCAUCCUUUUUCCGCUUUAACCACCCAGAGGAGGCCCUGAGGAUGAAAAGUUUGAUGCCAUGUGUAAACCCUGGACUUAUCGGUGCUUACAAGAAUCACUCAGAAACCCAUAGCCAGCUCAAUGGAAAUCAUGUGCCUGUUCAAGAGCGAACUCGUCCUGGACACGGCACUCUUGUCCGCUCUAUUGAGAGAGACCUCCAGCAUAUCAUGAACUCUCUGUCUAUGGAUGAAGCUCAGACUUCCUCAUGUGAGCACCGUAAACAAACCCACCACCCCAUUCCACAAUCUGACAUGCUUAACGGGGAUGGCCACAGUCUUGUCUCCCCUGCAGCCAGUCCUGGUGCUAUGUCUGUAAGCUCCAACUAUAAAAAUGGCAGUCCUGCCUUCUCUCCCCUUUCAACAGCAUCUGUGGUUAGCAGUCCUAAAGCUUGUUUGGACUCAGCCAAUGAUCAUUCAACAACCUACACCCACACAAUCCAGGCACCAGUGCCACAACCACGCACAUUUGCCUCCAAGGUCAGCAGCUCUAAUGGUGGUCCGAAGGAUCAAGAAAGUCCCAGACUUCAGAAGAAAGUCUUGAUUGAAACCCCCUCAAGCCCCACAACAAACCGACAGGCCAGUGCCACACUCACCCCAAAGUCCGUCACAACCUCUUCCUCACCAGCCUCUUCCAGCCUAAGCUCCAGUGUUGGCUCCUCUGUCCAAGAAACUUCUUCCAGUCUUCAGCUCAACCAGCUUCACUUACGUCCACACUUCCCUCCAGAGGGCCCCCAAUCCACUCGCCGUGGCAUCGAACCAUCCAGCAUGAGUGAUCUUCCUCCUCUCAGUCCCUCUGCAGCACGCAGAAGUGUCUUAGGAUUGCCUGUUCUCACUGGAGCUCUACCUGGUGUUCCCCUGACCCCUCGCAACCAAUCGGGUCGGAGCGUACCAGAGAGUCCUCGACACCAACGACGAAUCGCAACAGAGGAAGAAGUAGGAAAUAGCAGGCUGCGAGCCAGAAGUCCAUCUCCUGUAUCAGGAGUUUUGAAGGACCAGCCAGGUGGACCUGUAAGUAGACAGAGGGGGGGUAUCACCCCAGCUAUUAUCUCUCAGACUGGGGUGUCUCCUCUCACCAGUCCCCGGAACCAAAGGAAGAACCCCAGGGAGCCACGGCAAGUCCAGCCACGCAUAUGGGAACGUAAGAACAGCAUAUCAGAGGUCAGCGACAAAGAGGAAGACUUACUGGAAUACCAUCGCUGGCAGAGAGAGGAGAGGAUGCGUGAGCAGGAGAUGGAAAGGCUGGAGAGGCAGAGGCUUGAGACCAUCCUUAAUUUGUGCAUGGAAUAUAAUAAGAGUGACCCACUGGAUGGCGUGGACACAGGAAGGGCGUGUCAAUUUCCUGGUAUGGAGGAGGUCUCUGUUCGGCGACCAUGCCCUGAACCCGCGAGUGUGGCAGUCCAGAACUCUCAAAGACAGAGAGAUAGUGAGAAGGAGAACCUGAAAGAGGAGUGUAGCAGCACUGAAAGCCAGCAUCAGGAGCAUGAAGAUUCUUCAGUGCUGGGGCAGCAGGAGAGAGUGUUUCUGGAGGAGGAGUGUCUCAGGGUUCUUGCUCGAGUGGAUGAAAUGAAGACUCGUGUCACUGAGCUGGAACAACAGAUACAGGAGUACAGGCAAGAGGCAGAGAUGGAAAAGGCAUUACUGCAGGGAGAAAGGAGGGCGGAGCUCAAUCAAGUGGAGACAGAAUUAGCGAUUAUCAAUCAACUUCAGCUCAAACUGAAUGAAGUGGAAAAUGCAACUCACAGGGAGAAAGAGAAGAAGCUGGAGCCGCUGGAGUCGGCCACUAAGUGCUUUGAGGAUAUGGAGUUCCACCAGUUGGAGAGAGAGAGUGUCAUAGAGGAAGAGAAAGAUACAGUCAGUCAACAGCUGUUGCAAAAGAAGGCAGAGUAUCACCGCAAUGUGAACAAAAGGAAGGAAAAAAUGGCAUCCCUUGAGAUCCAAGCUAAUCAACUAGCUAUUCAGGCAACUCAGGAUUGUGAAAGGAUGGCCAAAGAUAGAAUUCUGGCCCUACAGAGGCUCCACAAGGAAAAGGAGAGACUGGCUUCCCUGGAGAAGAGAUACCAGAGCCUGACAGGUGGAAACACUUUUCCCAAGCCUACCAACACUCAGAAGGAGAUGGAUGUGUGUGCUCAGGAAUACCUCAAACUCUCUGAUGUAUAUAAGAUGUAUGGGAACGGAUGUAUACCAGCCCAAACUGCCUCCCCUAAUGCUCUCUGUCUUCCCCUGGCUGUAAAAUCAGACACACCUCGUGAGGAGUAUGUGACAGUUAGUCAAUUAAAUCAGUUGUUCGGGAUGCCCAAAGUUGACCUCUCCCCCACAACUACCGUCCAAUCAUUCCAAGCUACUGUUGCUGACCCUGUCCACUCCAGCUACACAUCUCAGUGUGGCUCUUUCCAGUCACUUCUUGUUGAGACCCAGCCUUCAUGGAGUAGGUCUUCAAUCCCCAGGCUAGAUUCUGAACGCUGGUACCAGGAAAUCAUGGCAGCUGGUCAGCCCAGUCAUGACUGCCCUCCUCCUCUGCCAGCCAAAUGUCUUUCCUCACGUAAACCUAUGCAGAUCUCCAAGUGUAAGCAAGAUGGAGAUGUGGGACAGACCAACGGCACUUUUACUCCCCCACCAUCCAGCAUGAGCACAUCAGGCAGAAACACGCCCACCAAAAGUCUCACAGAUCUGUCUCCUGCUUAUUUGGACUCCAGGAGACAGUUGGAUCUACAGGACAGAGAUCCUAAACAGAGGCCUGUGAUAGAGACUCAAAGCCACUGGAGGGCACCACAGGGCUCUAACUCCCAGUUCAACACCCCUUUCCUAUCUUCAGGAGCUCCCAUGGUACACCACUCUAUUCUGCACCACCAGGCACCCCCAGCUGGAGAAUCAAUGUAUGACACUCUGAGUCUGGAGAGCUCUGACAGCAUGGAGACCAGCUUAUCUACUGAAAACAACUCUGCCUGCUCACCUGAAAGUGGCAAUGGGCUGGCAGGACUGAGGCUGGAGGAGAUGGAGAAGAUGUUGAAGGAGGCCCAGCAGGAGAAAGCCAGACUGGUAGAGAGACGAGAGAGGGAAGUUCAGGCACGAAAGCAGCUGCUGGAAGACGAGAGAAAGAGGCGAGAGGAUGUGGAGAGGAGGUUGCAGGAUGAGACUGAACACAGGCAGAUACUUGUGGAGGAAGAGGUCAAGAUGAGGGAGAAACAGUGUUCCCAGGCUCGGCCAAUGACGCGGUACCUGCCUAUUCGGAAAGAGGAGUUUGACCUUCGUUCUCAUGUGGAGUCUUCAGGCCACUGCGUGGACACCUGUCCAUAUGUCACUGUAACAGAGAAAAUGUGCAAGGGCCAUCUUGUGAAGAUGGGUGGCAAGAUCAAAUCCUGGAAAAAACGGUGGUUUGUCUUCGAUCGACUUAAAAGGGCCUUUUCUUAUUACGUAGAUAAGCAUGAGACCAAACUGAAGGGUGUAAUCUACUUUCAAGCCAUUGAGGAGGUUUAUUACGAUCACCUGCGCAGCGCAACUAAGAGUCCCAAUCCCUCCCUAACCUUCUGUGUGAAGACUCACGAUCGACUUUAUUUCAUGGUGGCACCAUCCCCAGAAGCCAUGCGAAUUUGGAUGGACGUCAUAGUUACAGGUGCUGAGGGCUACACACAGUUUAUGACCUGAGGGCGAGAGAGCACAAUUAUGCCUACAAUGAUCUGAGAGAGGGCAAGACUCAUUUAACAGGAUGUGAAGCAUGUGUAAAUUGUGGUCAAAUCGUGUCAAAAACUUCCGACCAGCACAGACGGAUCUCUGUGUCAUCGGGACUAGAGAGGAACUGGAAGCAGGCUGGACUAAUGCUGACAUAAUAUUGUGCAACUGAUGCUCAGAUUUUAUGUUGGUAAAUAGAAAACCUGAAUAAAAGUAGAUUAUAUAUAAAGACAGAAAGAAAAACAAAUGUUUGUCUCUAUACUGUUGUAAUACAAGGAAAAUUACAGAGCUCAGAGCUUACAGUAUUUAAUGGCAUUUCAUAUCAAUUAUAUGCCUCAUUUUUUUUUUUUUAUACAUAUAUCUCUUGAAUUUUAUGGUGCCAGGCCUUAUGGUGUAUAUACAUCAGUACAUUACAACACCAAACACUUAUAUUUACUCUUAGGUAUUUAGUUGCAGUGACAUAAUUACAAGGAAGAGAUGAUAUUAAACUCUAAAUAAAAUGUAUUUGAUAGUCUUCAUAAUCUCUGUUUUUUGGUGAGAAAUCUGUAUUUACAUUUUUCAUUACCAUGCAAGAUAUUUUACUGCAUUUUACAUGUUGUCUGUCUCUGUCUUGUUUGUUCUGAAUAAAUUUUUUUUCUGCAGAUUCUCAAACAAAUGUCUCAGGUGCUUAGACGAUAAAAAAAAAUUUAAAAAAAGAAGAUAUGCCUGCUGCCUGAUUUGUAACUUUACAAGGUUUUGGUGGGGGACCAUUGCAGUAAAUGUUUUUGUGUUUUUAAAAUGAACCUUGGUACACUUGUACUGAAAGGGUUUGUCCUGCCAGAGCUUCACCUGUAUUUACCCGUGAUAUAUAUAUAUAUAUAUUUAUAUAUAUGCUGAAUUGCACAUCUUUUAUUUCAGGGUUUUUAAAGAUGUACUGAUGUACCGCUAUGAUUUAUACUCGUAUAUGUUGUGUUCAUUGUGCUAUUCAGAUAAUUGAGAUCCUCUUAUUGAUGUCCUCUAAAUUCAUUAUAAGAACAGAAUAAACUUUUGAUAAAUCAGUGUUACAUCACUAACAAUGUAUUUCUAAACAGUAACUUUGCUUUUUUAAUUUGACAGAACCAUGUAGCAUAUACUCUGAGGCAAAUAAAAGGUAGAACAAAACACUUGUGUUCAUUUUAGUAAACCUAUUAUAAAAAUAUCACAAUAUUGUACACCUAAUGUUUUGAAAUCAUGCACGAAAACUGUUGUAUCAUUAUUAAAGAGGCAAAGGUACUCAUUAAACCAUGGAGAUAAUGUUAUGAAAUUAAAUAAACUAGA